This is a messenger RNA of Linum tenue, 948 nucleotides long. The record is from the annotation of a GenBank genome assembly. NCBI's taxonomy places the organism in Eukaryota, Viridiplantae, Streptophyta, Magnoliopsida, Malpighiales, Linaceae.
AUGCCUCGACUCCUCCUCCACCUCGCCCUCCUCCUCCUUCUCAGCCAUGGAUUCCCGGCAAUCGAAUCCCAGCAGCAGCUGUUCAGAGAGUACAUUGGAGCAGAGGGUGUGAACGUCAAAUUCUCCGACGUACCAAUCAACUCCUCCGUCGAAUUCCACUUCAUCCUCUCCUUCGCAAUCGACUACACCGAUUCCUCCCGCCCAACCCCUACCAACGGAAUCUUCAAGCCGUACUGGGACACCGAAAACCUCGCCCUGUCCCAGGUCUCCUCGAUCAAGAACCAACACCCCAACGUCAGGGUCGCCAUGAGCCUCGGCGGUGACACCAUCGGCGAGCACAACCAGUUCGUCUUCUUCCAGCCCAAAACCCCCAAAACCUGGCUCCACAACGCCAUCGACUCCAUCACCGACAUCGUCCAGGCGUACAAUCUCGACGGGAUCGACAUCGACUACGAGCACUUCAUGCCAGGGGCGGACCCUGACACGUUCGCCGACUGCAUCGGGAAGCUGAUCAUGUACCUCAAGGGGAAAAAAAUCAUCAGGUUCGCGUCGAUCGCGCCGUUCGACGAGGACGUGUCGCAGAGGCACUACAUCGCGCUGUGGAGGAAGUACGGGCAUCUGAUCGACUACGUGAACUUCCAGUUCUACUCGUACGACAAAGGGACGGACAAGAAGAAGUUCUUACAGUUUUUCGACGAACAGAGUAGGAAUUACAGGGGCGGGAAGGUGCUGGCGAGCUUCGGGACGGACAACAGCGGCGGGCUGAAGCUGGCGGGAGGGUUCCUCGAGGCCUGCGACCAGCUGCGGAGGGAGAAGAAGCUUCACGGCAUCUUCAUAUGGUCGGCGGAUGACUCGAAGAAGGCCAAGUUCCGUGCGGAGAUCGAGUCCCAAACUUUCUUGGCAGCUCCCAGUAGUAUCAGGCCCGGCCCAGACCCUGUGCUGGUCUGA